ACUCGUUGUGCUUCUCAUUAUGUCGCCUAUCGGUACGCUUUGGGGCUCGAACAAGCAGCGCCAGACUUCUAUUAUCAACUCGGUUGCAUCGAUCACAGGUAUCGAACUUGAUUUUCCGGAGAUCACGUUUGGAGAGACGAACAAGUCUCCCGAGUUCCUCGCGAAGUUUCCUUUAGGGAAGAUACCUGCGUUUGAGGGUGCCGACGGGCUGAAGCUUACCGAGGGUAUCGUGAUCGCGCAGUACAUUGCGUCUCUGGCGCCUGAUAGUGUUCUGCAAGGGAAAGACAGGGCAGAGACCGCCCAAAUCGACCAAUGGAUUCAUUUUACCGAGUCCGAACUUCAGGUUAGCUCCGACUUCAGCUGGUUCCUUGCUUCUGGUACACUGCCGGGUGAAUACCACAAGGAGCUUCACGAAUGGCUACUGAAGCGUCAGUACCAGUCAUUCGAGUGCCUCGAGAACCACCUCGCAAGCCACGGUUACCUCGUCGGAGACCGGUUGACGAUCGCGGACAUCUCGCUUACAGCUACGCUAAGAAGUGCCGUCAGCGUCACUCUCGGAGCGUCUGAAAGAGCCAAAUAUCCCAAGACUAUGGCUCACUUUGACAAGAUACGCUCUCACGAGAAGGUCAAGGACAUCAUUAAUCAUUGGUGAAGUCACGUUCGCAGACACGGUCAUGCAGUACAAGGGCUCUCCGUAAACGGUUCGCUUAAACAUCCCACUAUCAUAAG
Molecule: messenger RNA, 729 nt
Organism: Coniophora puteana RWD-64-598 SS2
Lineage: Eukaryota; Fungi; Basidiomycota; Agaricomycetes; Boletales; Coniophoraceae
Product: glutathione S-transferase C-terminal-like protein
Exons: 4
Coding region: 20-652 (210 amino acids)
Biological process (GO): translational elongation
Cellular component (GO): cytoplasm; nucleus
Source: RefSeq, a predicted model, not a curated record